AGGAACCAAAACCAGAGAGGGGUGAAUUUGUUUGUGAUGUAUGUAGCUCUUUCUUUGACACAUCUGAAAGCCUAGCAGACCAUCUGAGUGGCCAUGCUGGUCAGGAUGUGUACCAGUGCACAGUGUGUAGCAAACCACAGCCUGACAAUGCAAUCCUCAAACAUGUGUUAGCUCAUGAAGACAAAGGCAGCCAGGACUUCAGCUGCCCGGGAUGCACCCAGACAUUCGAUCAGAAGGAUGCUCUACUGCAACAUCUGCAAACCCACAAACUCUCCAAAUAUGCCUGUCCUCUGUGCAAGUCUACAGUCAACAAUGUAGAACUGACCCGUCAUCUUGAAGAGGAAUGUUCUGCCAAAGAACAGAAGCACAGAUGCCCACUGUGCGCUGUCGUAUGUCAAUCAGUCACUCACUUGUGUACCCAUAUAAAGCAAUGUGAAAUGUCUACAGACAAGACGUUCUUCAGCUGCGAUCUUUGCAAGGUCCGAUUCACAAGUAAGGCUGCCUUGAGAAGGCAUCAAGCUCUGCAGCAUUCUGGUCCAGGACAGUGUUUGGGCUGCCCACAAUGUGAGUAUAGCACACAGGACAGCAAGUAUCAGCUAUGGAAACAUUUUACAGAGCAUGACCUACUCACUAAGUUGUGUGAGGCACCCAAGGAUGAUGUUGAAUCAACUAGUGUCACCUGUACGCUAUGUGGAUCUAGGAUGCCAGAAAAGGGGCUCAGCUACCAUCUAAAGAAACAUAAAACAGUUGAAUACAUGUUCAAGUGCAGGUUCUGUCCAGGAGAGUUUUUCACAGCUCGGCAGUUGCAUCAGCACACGGACAAACACAUCUACAAAGAUGGGGUGAUAACAUGUCCCAUUUGUGUUUGUCCAAUUAUUAGUCCAGUAGGGCCAGAGAGAGUGUGUAGUUCAAGAAUCUUGUGCAAACACAUGAAAAAGGUUCACCAGCAAUAUCUUUACCAAUGUCCUGUGUGUCAGAAAGAGAUGACCUACCGCAAGAGCUACGAAAAUCAUCUUUCGCUUCACAAGGGUGAUAUCGUGCUAGAAGCAAGGGUUGAGAUUCAGACCAGGGAAUGCGACAUUUGCGGAAAGUGCUUUUCCGGACAGACUCAGAUGCAACGGCACAGAGAAGAAGUCCACAUGAAUGUUAGGAAAUUUAAGUGUGACAUUUGCAACAAGGAUUUUAAGAGAAAGGCCGAGCUAGUCGUUCAUAUGUCCGUCCACACGGGUGACUACCCACAUCUAUGUAUGUACUGUGGCAAGUCCUAUAAACUCAAAAAUUCCCUGAACCAGCAUAUCUCCAUCCACUUGAAUAUCAAAAAGCAUGCUUGCAACCUGUGUGGGAAAGCUUUUAAUCAGAAGGUCAAUCUGAAGAAGCAUCUUGAAAGCCACAACGACAGUAAACAGUUUCAGUGUGAAGCCUGUGGGAAGACUUUCCAGCACAGUGACAGCCUGCGCACGCACAUGCGACUCAAGCACCUGGAUCACGGGAAGUCCUGUAGGUUCUGUGGGAAGAAGUUCCUUCGCACGUCGGUUCUAAAGCUCCACGAGAACGCCGUCCACAACGGCAUCAAGACCAAGAUGUGCCAGGUUUGCGGACAGGUCCUGACUUACGAACACACGCUGCGGAGACACGUGCGUCGGGUGCAUCCAGACCUUUAUGACAAGUACUACCCAGCUAGCGUGGCCGGACAAGGUAACUCGGGUGACAAAACAGUUGUUGGAAAUCUUGGCCGCAAUGCUGGCCGGAAAACGUCUGCAAGACAAGGAAAGAAAAGAGGACGAAAAGAUCAUUUCCAAAUUUCAACACAAGAACACACCCUAAGUCAGCACCUCACAGUGUCUGCAGAGGGUAGCUCAAUGGCCCAGAAUUGUGAGGAAGAAGAAGAAAUACUUUGUGCCAUUGAUGGGGUGGUUACAGACAAUGGAGACAUGAACAAAGACGCUCACACUACCGUCAUCAUCAUCAAUGAUCAGAACUCGACGGAGCAGAACAUUGUUAGCUCAGUACAGUUGGCAGAGGGGCAAGCCUCCACAAGUGCUGUAACAAGCUUAGGCCAGUGGAUGCCCAGACAGUUUCAGGGAAGUACUGAAGCAUCUUCCUGUGAAAUUAUAAUGCCUUCUGCAGAUGCAGUUAGAUAUGUGCCUUAAAGGGGCAUUAUGUAACAUUUUUUUUUGCACCAAAAGUUGUUUCAGUAUUAAAAGAAAAGUGUUUUACUGAAAAAUCUUUGUGGGACUGCAAUGUAUUUUUCAACAUAUUUGUGGAUUUAUGUUACAUUUCUUACAUUUAUGGUUGACAGUAGCAAAACAGCCCACAAAAGGCACACUCAAUUUGUGGUGCCACCACAAAUUACCAGAAUAUCAACACUAGCAUGGCUGACAGCUGUGUUUCCAGCUUUUUAAGACACUUCCUAAGGCAUCAUAUUUUAGUAUAUUUCUUCCUGAUUGGUUCAGCUUACAAAAUGUAACUUUUUGUAUCCUUCCAUUGUUACAUUAUGCAUCUUGACAUAUCAGAGUUUUCCUUAUAUACACUGUAGACAAUAUAUGUACAUUAGGAUGAGCUUCAAAUAUAUUUUGUAGUGCAGUACACAAAAAUAUGUUUAUUUGGAUUGAUGAGAACUUUGUACAAUUGUGUACAGUGUACACAUACCAUUUCUUGUUGAAAACAAUUUCAUGUUCAUCAGAAUCAACACACGAUGGUUGUCACCUUACUGUAUCUAAAUGUAUACAUAAGCUUUCAGAUGUUCGAAGGUCAUUCCAGUAUUUCUGAACUUGAUUGGAUGAAAUAAUUCAACUAUACUACAAUAAAUGAUGCCUGAUUGCA
Branchiostoma belcheri (Belcher's lancelet) is the source of this 2823-nucleotide messenger RNA. RefSeq names its product zinc finger protein 16-like. Gene Ontology annotation, biological process: regulation of transcription by RNA polymerase II. The transcript has a single exon. Gene Ontology annotation, cellular component: nucleus. The record is from RefSeq and is a predicted model, not a curated record. The coding region runs from base 438 to 2150 and encodes 570 amino acids. Gene Ontology annotation, molecular function: RNA polymerase II cis-regulatory region sequence-specific DNA binding; DNA-binding transcription activator activity, RNA polymerase II-specific. Lineage: Eukaryota; Metazoa; Chordata; Leptocardii; Amphioxiformes; Branchiostomatidae.